Cryphonectria parasitica EP155 is the source of this 3453-nucleotide messenger RNA. RefSeq lists its product as uncharacterized. Bases 1 to 3453 code for a protein of 1150 amino acids. The transcript is spliced from 7 exons. The record is from RefSeq and is a predicted model, not a curated record. Gene Ontology annotation, molecular function: protein binding. Lineage: Eukaryota; Fungi; Ascomycota; Sordariomycetes; Diaporthales; Cryphonectriaceae.
AUGGCUGGACUGAAUGCGGAUAGCUUCGAGCGCGCUCUCAGAAAGUUCAAGCAGAACCUAUCACCUUCUCUCGUCCGCAAAUUUUCUAUCUGCAAACUUGAGGAUGUCAAGCAGACAAUACGUGAUAUACAAGAUCAGCAGGGAAAAGCCGGCCGCCUGCGUAACAUGCGACGGCUUGACGAAUUUAUUGAAGCAAUGAAUCAAUUUGGUGGGGUUAUUGAUGUCUUUGUCAAUGCUAACCAGUUUGUCUGCUUUGUCUGGAAUCUACGUCCACUACAGAUCGCGAAGACUCACCUCGACUCCUUCGACAAGCUACUUGAUGUGUAUGGUCAAAUCGGAGCUGCUAUACCUGGCCUUUUGCAACACAGAGCCACCUUUGAAAAUCAUCCAACUCUGGCCACGGUGCUUGAGGAUUACUAUUCGGACAUCUUGAGGUUUCACCAAGAGGCACUUUCCGUAUUCGAGAGACCAAAGUGGAAGAUGAUGUUCCAUGCGACUUGGAAAACCUUCGAAACAAAAUUUAAUCCCAUACUUCAAAGCCUCACAAUGCGCAGGGAGUUGCUAGAAGCUGAAAAAUCAUCGGCUACUCUCUACGAGGUUAGGAAAGUCCGCGAAGAUAUCGAGACCAUGUGUCAAGAGCAGAGACGCCUCGCAUCAGCCACUGAGAAAGAAAAGCAUAAACUCCGCGUAUCAGAAGUCAGGUCCAAAUUGCAAGCCGUAGAUUAUUAUUUUGACCAACAGAUCCACACAGAGGACAGGUAUAGUAAAGCAUCGGGGAAAUGGAUAUUUGAAGAACCACGAUUCAGGUCCUGGUUCGAUGCAGACUCCCCAGGCCAUGGUGUAUUAUACGUCAAUGGGAUACCAGGCGCAGGCAAAACAACUUUGAUGUCACAUGUUAUCGAAGAACUACUGCAGCAGGCGAGCAUCAGUCACAGGCAAACAUGCUCUACAUAUUUUUUUUUCAAGCACGAUCAACCGGAGAAGAACACGCACAACAGCCUGUUAAGGGCUACCCUGGACCAGCUCAUUAACCAUGACUCGGCGGUGUCUGACUUGUUCAUUGAAGAAGCUGCAAAACUUGCGGAUGUGAACUUUCGAUCUACUGCAAGUCUCGAAACUCUGGUGAAAAGGGGCUUUGAGUGCUACCAUACCUCUUACUUGAUACUGGACGGCCUGGAUGAGUGCAGCAAGGGAGAGACAGAGAAGUCCGUCCAGUGGCUGCUGUCACUUACCAAGGGCGGUCUAGACGCCUCGACUAACCGACUACGCAUCAUAUUUGCCGGCCAAAGGGAUGGUAUUCUUGACAGACUACUCGAUUCCCAGCCUUCAAUUUCUCUGGAAUAUCUGGACGCGCACGCUGAAGAUAUUCGUCAAUAUUGUCUUGAGUUUUGCGAGCGAAUACAAGAAAAGUUCAAAGACUCGUCUCUCAAGCAGACGAUUAUUGAACUUGUCACUGAAGGAGCGAAGGGCAUGUUCCUCUAUGCUCAUGUGGUUCUGGAGAAUCUUCUGCAUCAGACAAGGCUUACACAGCUCAGACGCGAGUUGCAACCUGGCAUAUUUCCUGAAGAAAUCGAGAGGGCAUAUGAGAGAGUGGUUGUCCGAGUCCUCGAGCAGGCAUCGAAGGCGGAAAGGAACGACGCGCAAAAGGUGUUGGGCUUGGUCAUCGGUGCCAAGCGGAUUCUUGCGUGGAGGGAAAUACAAGCCUUCUACUGCAUCGAACCUGCAACGGGGGCUGUUAGUCUCGAUGAGCGGUUGCUUGUCAGCUGCAAACAACUCUGUGGUUCUCUAUUAGACGUGCAUCAGGUUGAUGGCAACCCUGGAAGUCCUGACAAUGUCGUGCAAAUUGUCCAUGAAACCGCUCGACACUUCCUCAUCAUGCGGAAGGUGAUAAAUGUGAGCCUUGAGAACGCAAGGCUUUCGUUAUUCUGCACUCAGUAUCUUACCUCCGAACCGUUCCAGCCAGGGAUCGGGGGCCGACAGAUCAGGUCUCACGCAGGGAACGGAUCUUAUUCCCUUCAAGACUACGCUGUCCAGUUUUGGUUCCAACAUCUCCUUGAAUGUGUUGGAUCUCAAAGUCAAUGGGAGUCAACUCUGGGGCCAACACCAGUCGACUCAGCACGAACAUUCCUGAUGUCUUACGGCAUUUCAGACGCCUUCUUGACAAGUCUUGAGAAUCCAAGCCAUACCGAAACGGUCAAGGCAAUACAAAGGCUCCCAUCUGACAGUCGAGAGCGUAACUCGUGUCUGAAUAUCGAGCUGCGGACAACAGUGAUACGCCGUGAGAUUGAGGAACUCCAGCGCGACCCUGAAUCAACUGAAGAUAGGAAUCUUCCCAGGGGCCUCUGUGGUACGAGGAUAACAUACAAAUGCUCCAAACCAUGGUGCGAAUACUUUCGAUCGGGUUUCAAUACUAGUGAAGAGCAGAAAAGACACAUCAGCCGUCACGAGCUCCCAUUCUACUGUUCUGAAGACUGCUUCGCGUCGGGAUUAGGCUUUGACUCCGCUUCAAAGCUCGAGUCACAUCGGAGGAACUAUCACUCCGAAAAGACUGAUCAGAUUCGCUUUCCGAAACUGAAAUCGAGAAUAAAAUCCAGUCUUUGCUCGGCUGCUCGACAAGGAGAUCUGGCUACCGUGAUCGAGCUUCUCGACGCGGGAGCAGACAUCGAUCAAACCUCCAGGAAUCAUGGCGGUUGCUCACCUUUACAACUAGCCGCCUCGGAAGGUCAUUUUGAGAUUAUUAGGGUUCUAAUAUCUCGGGGCGCCCACAUCAACUUCCAAGGGCAGCACAAAUAUGAUUCACAGACUGCCCUUCACAGAGCCGCUGGCAGUGGACAUUUGGAGAUUGUCAACUUACUCCUCUCGCAAGAUACAAUAUUCCCAGAUUUGAAAGACGUGAACGAUAAGACGCCUUUUCUCUGCGCGAUCUCCGAGAACAGACUCGACGUGGUCCAGCUGAUGCUUGACUGUAAAAUCGUCAAUGUUGAUCUCAAAUCUGCUCAGGGGGGGCCUCUCUGGUGGGCUUGUUGGAACGGAAAUACGAACCUUGUUCAGUACCUCUUGCAGAAGGGAUUCGACAAAGUUGAUGAUGUUUCUACUCUUUUGGAACUGCUUAUUAACAACCACGAGAAAGAUUCCACGCAGGAAAUCUUGGAGAUUCUUCUCUCAGCCGGGAAUCUGGAGAUAACGGACCAAUCACGUGUCUCAGCGGCCUUGGAGUGCAGAAGCAUACCACUCACCCGGAAGGUGCUUUCACACCCAAAGCUAGACAUAGGUUUGUCCGUUCUGAAGGCGGUAUCGAGGAGAGUGAGGAAAUUAGGCUCCCAAGAGAUGGACAUACUCAUCAGAAAAAGGUUACGGCAGCGGGCCGAUGUGAGUAUACCGACCCUUGACACAAGAACAAUGAUCAAACACUGCGACUUCUUGGGAAUUGACGAGGUGUGCCGAACAGAUUGA